GCUGAUCAUGUCCGUAUAAAAACAUAUGUAUGUGCACAUAUAAACAAUAGCAGAUAAUUAAUAAAAAUCACUUUGAGUAAAUAAAACAAAGCUUAUCUCUGCAACUUACGCAAGUUCCCAGAGAGCAACUGUGAUUAAUAUCAUCAUCCUCAUUAUUUAACUAUGAACUUUGCAGGCAAGGUAGUACUCAUCACAGGAGCAAGUUCCGGUAUUGGCGCUGCUACUGCAGUAAAAUUCGCUGAAUUGGGAGCUUUGCUGGCAAUAAACGGACGUAAUGUAGAGAGCCUGAAAGCUGUGGCAAAGCAAUGUGCUGCUGUUGGUAAGGAUCCACAUCUGGUGGUGGGCGACAUCUCCAAGGAAUCUGAUACGGAAAUUGUCUGGCAAGAAACUUUUAAGAAAUACAAUAAACUGAAUGUUUUAGUUAACAAUGCUGGUAUAAUUGAGACCGGCAGUAUUGAAAAUACCAGCUUGGCACAGUACGAUCGUGUGAUGAAUACCAAUUUACGAGCAAUGUAUCACCUGACAAUGUUAGCUGUACCGGAACUAGUAAAAUCGAAGGGCAAUAUCGUAAAUGUUUCAAGUGUAAAUGGUAUACGUUCAUUCCCUGGUGUGCUAGCCUACAACAUUUCUAAAAUGGGUGUAGAUCAGUUUACACGGUGUGUUGCCCUCGAACUAGCUACGAAAGGUGUUCGUGCAAACUGUGUAAAUCCUGGUGUUACCGUGACCAACCUACAUAAACGUGGUGGUAUGGAUGAGGAAACGUAUAAAAAAUUUUUGGAACAUUCAAAGACUACUCACGCUCUGGGACGUCCUGGUACAGUAGAUGAAGUAGCAAAUGCUAUUACUUUUUUGGCUAGUGACUUGGCAACUUUCUCAACUGGCGUUAGCUUAGCAGUAGAUGGUGGCCGCCAUGCUAUGUGCCCACGUUAAUGUACCUACGAAAUGUACACAUACUAAAACAAACCUAUUGAUUUCUCGUUGCAUUUAUUAUUGGUUGAAAUUAUUAUAGUAUAUUUUUGUAC
Anastrepha obliqua is the source of this 1022-nucleotide messenger RNA. RefSeq lists its product as uncharacterized. Gene Ontology annotation, molecular function: oxidoreductase activity. NCBI's taxonomy places the organism in Eukaryota, Metazoa, Arthropoda, Insecta, Diptera, Tephritidae. The coding region runs from base 163 to 930 and encodes 255 amino acids. The transcript has a single exon. The record is from RefSeq and is a predicted model, not a curated record.